Molecule: messenger RNA, 9418 nt
Organism: Symbiodinium natans
Lineage: Eukaryota; Dinophyceae; Suessiales; Symbiodiniaceae
Source: the annotation of a GenBank genome assembly
AUGUUUGCCGAGAAGAGCUUAUGUUCCAUCAUCGCCACGCACUUCAUUCGGCCCGCUGAAGUCAUGUGCGAGAUGUUUGAGAACCAUUCUGCCGAAAGUCUCCACGUCCUCAGCCUGUUGAGCACGCUCGAUGCCAAGAGUGCCAAAGCGAUUUCUUGCCGCCUGCACUGCAAAGAGUGCCAAGUGGAAACUGGCCUUUGCAGUGUCUGCGACAACUCGAUGAGUUUGGAUCCCACAAGCGGCAACUGCGUAGCAGUGUGCCCCCUCGGAUAUUUCUCGUCGGGCACUGGCACAUCCGACCGAAUAUGCGAGCCAUGUAGUUCGAAUUGCAACAAAUGCCUCCAUGGAAAGGAGUGUUUGGAAUGCAAAAGUUCCAUGUACCUCUCGGCUAGAACUUGUCAGCCUGAAUGCCCUAGUGGCUUCUACAAGCACGGCGCGAGUGCUGUGGGUCGGACAUGCUUGCCCUGCUCCAAGAAUUGCAAGCAGUGCCCGGACUGGUUUUCCUGUGAUGAGUGCGAGCCUGAUGCGUACCUUGCAAGUGAUUCCAGCUGCGUGACAGAUUGUCCUGAUGGAUAUUAUGCAGAAGGAAACGGCAUUGCUGGUGGAGUUUGUCGUGCCUGUGAUCCGACGUGCACCAAGUGUAGUGGGCCAUACGCCUGCAGUGAAUGUGCAGGCUCAAGAUACCUCACACCAUUCUUCCAAUGCGAGGCUCAUUGUCCCACUGGCACUUAUCCACAUGGGCAGGGGCAUGUUGGUCGCCAGUGCUUGCUGUGUCCCCCCGGCUGUUCAGCGUGCACAAGUGCCAGAAACUGCUUGGAGUGCGUCGAGGACUUCUAUCUUGCUCCAGAUCAGAUGUGUACGCAGUCCUGCCCUGAUGGAUACUAUGGAACUGACAGCCGUGCAUCGGUAUGCGAAUCGGCAUUCUCAAAGCGCUUCAAUCUUGGGGCCUUCUCGGAGACUGCCACCGGCAUGUCGGAGGUCGUGCUAGUCGGUGAGGAGCCACCGGAGAACUGCUGUGCUGCAUGCGUAGCUGCAGAGGGCUGCGGUGGCUUUGAGCUCAUCGACGGCAACUGCCACAUGAAGGGCAAUCUCGGCAAGCUGACUAGGUCCGGAAGCCGAACCUACUUCGAGAAGCUUCCCCGAACGCAUCCCGUUUUCUCCGGCGCUACACGCUACUGCACGCCCUGCCCAAGCCACUGCAGCUCGUGCACUAUGGACGGUCAGUGCACAGAAUGCAUGGCUUCAAAAAGCCUGAGCUUUCGUGCACAGUGCAAUGCUGAGUGCCCAGCGGGCUACUACAAGAAUGGCACGGAUGAAGUGGGAAAUCUUUGCCAAGAUUGCAUCAGUGCUUGCAGCCUGUGCGAGAGUGAGACUGUUUGUACGGAGUGCCGUCAAUUCAAGUUCUUGACGCCCAACAGCACCUGCGAGGCCGAUUGUCCAGAUGGUUUCUGGCCAAAUGGCACGGAGGAGAUUGGAGGCCUUUGUUCCAGGUGCAAGGACGGAUGUACAAGGUGUACGUCCUGGGAGGUGGCGACAGAGUGUGGGCCCCUCCACUACCUCACGCCCGACCACAAAUGCAGCAAGACUUGCCCAGACGGCUUCUACGCGGACGGUGAGCCUUCAUCCAUUGGCGGCGUCUGUACCAAGUGUGUUGAGCCAUGUACUUUGUGCAAGUCUGCAGAGAGGUGCACGCAAUGUGGCAAUUACAGUUUCUUGACGCGAAACUUCACAUGUGAAGAUGCAUGCCCCGACGGCUUCUUCUCAAACUAUCCGAACCAGGACGUGGACAAAGCCAUUGGACGUACUUGUUUGGCCUGUAGAUUCAACGAGGGCACCUGCAAGAACGCCUUGGACACGAUCGCCAAGCGUUGGGUGGCAUCAUUCCUUGAAGAUGGGAACAAGACGUCAGAAGCAGAGUUUACAGUGCUUGCAGAUGAGUGCAAGAAUGGGAAGUUUCUCAGUCCAGGGAGGAGCUGCCAGGACAGAGAAUUCUGUUGGCCUCCGUAUGUCAACCGACGAUACCCCAAAGUUGGCAGCAUCAACGAAAGCAGACCGGAUGAUGGUUUGAUUGGUGGAGUCUGUGCAGAGUGUCCGGGUGAUUGCAACCAAUGUGAGCUGUGGGACAAGUGCACGGAAUGCAGGCAUUCGAAGUAUCUCACUCCGGAUGACCACUGCAAUGAUACUUGCCCAGAGACGCACUAUCCACACAAUCCAAAUCAGAACCAGACUGACAGCAGCGUGGGACGAGUCUGCGUAGCCUGUGAGGGCAACUGCAGUCAUUGCAUCACGCAGACGGAGUGCACCCAAUGCAAGAAUGGAGCGCAUCUCACGCAUAAGGGGGAAUGCAACUUGGAGUGCCCAGAAGGAUACUACGAGCAAGCACCAUCCGGAGGUGGUGCAGUCGGAGGUCUCUGUGUGAUUUGUCCAGGUGACUGCAACACUUGCGACAACGCAGAGGUGUGCACUUCCUGCCGAAAUCGGGCCUUGCUUUACAAGGGGCAGUGCUUGAAAGAGUGUCCGGCGACCCACUAUCCGGAGAUCUCUGGUGAUAUUGGAGGGGAAUGUAUGGAGUGCAAAGGACUCUGCAGCGAGUGCAUGGCAGACGACAACUGCACGCAGUGCAAACCCCAGGGCUUCUUGCAUGGAACCUCCAAGAAAUGGCUGACCCGGGCUUUUCUGCAGCAUGAAGGUUUGAAGAAGACCUGUGCCAAGCAGUGCCCGGUCGGCUACUACAAGGUGAAGGGCAAGAAAACAAACAGGUACUGGAGCCGAGAACGUGGCGUGAACGGUCUCUUUGGAAGCACCUGUGAGCCUUGCGGGUCGGACUGUCAUGAUUGCUCGGACUUGGAGACCUGCUUGAAGUGCCAGAACAGCAAGUUUCUGGAUGCAAAGAGUCAAUGCCUUGUCGCCUGUCCUGAUGGCUUUUGGGGCAAAGGCUCAGAAGCCAUCGGACGGACUUGUGAACUUUGUGCUGAGAACUGCACGACCUGCCUCUCAGACCAGACGUGCACGGAGUGCAAGAACAGCAAGAUUCUCACCCCGAGCGGAACGUGUGAUGAUGACUGUCCGGAUGGCUUCUACGCACACUCCAGCACAGAAGAUGAUCCAACCAUCGGAAGCCUUUGUGUGGCCUGUCCUGAAAAUUGUGCCAAGUGCGUCAGCCCAGAUCAUUGCACCGAGUGCAAAUCCGCCACCUAUCUCACAGACGAUCACACCUGUGAUCCACUUUGUCCUGAUGGGUUUUAUGGCGAUGGCACUGCUGAUGCUGGAAGAACAUGCAAAAGAUGUUCUGAUGACUGCAAUCGCUGUGCAAGUGACGACAUGUGCUACGAGUGCAAGAACCACAAGUUUCUGACGCCCGGCGAUGCUUGCGAGGCAGAGUGUCCGGAAGGCUACUAUGCCGACAUCUCCUCGGACACUCCUUCUGUGGGUGGUCUUUGUUUGCCAUGCCCCAGCGGUUGCGCUGCCUGCGAUGGACCAGACAGCUGCACCGUGUGCAGUGACAACAGAUUCUUGAACAGUAAGUCUCGUUUGAACCCUACGAACGAGUGUGUCGAGAAGUGUGCAGAGGGCAACUAUGGGAAGACCGGGAAGAAGGAUGGAACCCAUGGGACUUGUGAGCCCUGUCCAGCAGAAUGUGCAAGCUGCGUCGGUGCAGAUGCAUGCCUCUCUUGUAUCGACGGCUACAAGUUCUCGAAGUCGGAUCGCUCAUGCAGUAGCUUCUGCAAAGCCGGCUUCUUCAAGAAUGAGAAGGGCAAGUGUCAGAAAUGCGCCCAUGGUUGUGCCAUGUGUGUCAACGCCUUCCUCUGCACCCGUUGCAUGGAGAACUUGUAUGCGACCGCUGACAUGACCUGCGAGGCCGAUUGCCCUAACGGUUUCUAUGGUGUUGGUACCAAAGAUACCGCACGCCGGUGCCAGAGAUGCAAGCCCCACUGCAGCAAAUGCAUCGAUGCAGACAUCUGCACCGAGUGCACAAAUCGCAAGUUCCUGACUCAUCUGGACACCUGUGAAAGCAUGUGUCCCACUGGCUACUACCCCGAGGCACCGAACGAGAGCCAGCCCACAGGAGGUAUUUGCUUCCCUUGCCCUCCCAACUGUGUUGCUUGUGAGUCUGCGGAGAAGUGUACGGUCUGCAACAACAACACCUACCUGACCGAAGAUUUCCAAUGUAGCCAAAGUUGCCCUACGCACUUUUACGGCGAUGGUACCAAAGGUGUAGGCCGCACCUGCAUGAAGUGUGGGGACGAUUGCGCCAAGUGUGCUGGGGAGGACUUGUGUAUUGAGUGCAAGAAUGGCAAGUUUCUGUCUCCAGACGGAUCCUGCGAGCUGAGAUGUCCCAUUGGAUAUUAUCCUUCAACGCCUGCUGGCAUGCUCGGUUUGGGCGGUGAAUGCCUCCCUUGUGCCGAAAACUGUCACAGGUGCACAGGAGCUCACGCCUGCUUGGUAUGCCGGCAAGAUGCAUAUCUGACAAACACCUCGCUUUGUGUGGAGGAGUGCCCGGUGGGCUUUUAUGGGACAGGUAGCGGAGGCUACAUGCGCACUUGCCAGCCUUGUGCUGAGCAUUGCAGUCAGUGUAUCGGAGCAGAGAACUGCACCGAGUGUGUGGAUGGCAUGUUCUUGACACCGAGUGAAACAUGCGAGGCGGAUUGCCCGGACGGUUUUUACGGAAGCAUUCAGUUGGGGAAGGCUGCUGGGACCUGCGAGCCCUGUUCUGCCAACUGUAGCACCUGCAUAAACUCCAUGGCAUGCACGGAGUGUCAGAAUUAUCAGUACCUCAAUGGUGGGUCCACUUGCUCAGAGUUGUGUGAGCGUGGGUUCUACUACCACAUGCCUGAUAACACUGGUGGAGUUGGUGGAAUGUGCAAGGCUUGCAUGAAUCAUGCAAGCACAUGUGUGAACGACACGCUGGCAACACAGUGCAAGGACAACAUGUACUUGUCAUCUUACACUUGGACUUGUGACAAGGGCUGUGCCGCUGGUGAGUAUCCAGUCGAGCCCAUCAACGGCAUGGGGGGGGAAUGUCGGCAGUGCAACGACAACUGCAGCCUCUGCACAUCCUACACCUCCUGCACGCAGUGCCAGCACUACACCUACCUCAACCCAGAUGAUUGGUGCAGAGACACGUGCCCGCUCGGCUACUAUGCAGAGAACGGCACGGAUGGCGUCGGUGGCCUUUGCAAGCUCUGCCCUCCGACAUGUAACCAGUGCAACAGCGCAGACGACUGUACCGAGUGCAAGAGGUAUACAUUCCGCACGCCUGAUGCCAGUUGUGAAAAUGUGUGUCCGGACAACUACUGGGAGUUUGGAAUGGAUGCAAUCGGAGGUACGUGCGAGAUGUGUGCGGAGAAUUGCAGUCUUUGCAUCAGCGACACGCAGUGCACGGAGUGCAACAGCUCGAUGUUCCUCUCGCGCUCUGGAGAGUGCGUGGAGCACUGUUCCGACGGAGACUUUGAGUUGGGAGCAGAAGAAAGGGGACGAACGUGCCAGAAGUGCCCACCAGAAGUGCAUCGGUGCAUCAACGCAUCCUUUGCCACAGAGUGCAAGGACUCCUUGUACUUGACCCCCAGUGGGAAAUGUGAGGAGAAAUGCCCACCCGGAUUUUACAACCACGGUGAAGGAGAGAUUGGACGAACAUGCCCUCGAUGCGCACAGAAUUGCAGUCAGUGUGAGGACGCGCAGACAUGCACCGAAUGCCAGAAUUCACAUUUCUUGACUCCCUGGAACUGGUGCGAGUUGGACUGCCCUGUCUCCUACUACAAGUCAGGGAACGAGGAGGUUGGCAACACCUGUGAGAAGUGUCAAACCCAUUGUCGCACCUGCAUAAGUGAGUUGGAGUGCACCGAGUGCAGUGACAACAAGUACCUAACACCUGGCAGAAGUUGUGAGUCUUCAUGUCCGGACAACUUCUUUGAGUUUGGUGUCGGUGAAACAGGGAGAACUUGUCCACCCUGCGAAACCAACUGUCACAAGUGCGAGUCUGCCACUGUGUGCACAGAGUGCAACAAUUCCUUGCACUUGAUUGACGGCGACUGUGUUCCGGUCUGUCCAGACGGCUAUUUCCACGAAGGUGCUGAGGAUCGGGGGCGCAUUUGCAGGGAGUGCGACAGCUCCUGCUCCAAAUGCAGUGGCUGGGACGUCUGCUUGGAGUGUGGACACGACAUGUAUCUGACUCCAAACAGCACCUGCCAAGCCCAAUGUCCGGAUGGGUACUAUCACAAUGGCACCGGCGACUUCGGACGAACCUGCCCGCAAUGUGCAGAGAACUGCAGCCUGUGCACGGAUGCCAACACAUGUACUGAGUGCCGGAAUUACACGUACCUGACCCAUGAAGAUUGGUGCCAACCAGAAUGUCCAACUGGCUACUACGAGCAUGGCACGGAAUACCUAGGCGGCACAUGCGAGCCGUGCUCAGAGAAUUGCCGUGAGUGUACCAGCAAUUCAGUCUGCUUGGAAUGUGGAAGUGAGAAGUACCUGGAUCCCUCAAGCUCCAGCUGCAAAACUUCCUGCUCUGCUGGUUACUUCGGAAAGGAGGGGACGGAGGUCAUCGGCCGCACGUGUGAGCCCUGUGCAUCCACUUGCAAUAUGUGCGACUCAGAAUCCGAAUGCACGGAGUGCAGGGACUUUAAUGCUCUGACGCCGUUCAGUACUUGUGAGAAGCUGUGCCCACCGGCAUUCUACCCGAACAUCAGUGGAGAGAUUGGUGCGAUUUGUGCACGUUGCCACGACACGUGCAAUACUUGUGAUUCUGCUGAGGUUUGCACUCAAUGCAAGAUGCACUUGCAUCUGAAUCCUGACGGCAAGUGUCGAGAGACCUGUCCUGUUGGCUACUACCAGUUGGCUGGCAGCGGUGCAAUUGGUGGAAGUUGCCCGCUGUGUUCGGAGAAUUGCAGCCAGUGUGCCAACGCAGAGGUAUGCACCGAGUGCAGGAACUCCACGUUCUUGACGCCAUAUUUCUCCUGCGAAGCUUCCUGCCCACCCGGCUACUUCGGGCAGAGCGAUGGGGAGAUCGGAAGCGUCUGCCAACACUGCCCUCCAGGAUGCAACCUUUGUGAGAGCUUAGAGGUCUGCACCCAGUGCAAAGAUCACAAGUAUCUGCAGCCAGAUGGAACAUGCGGAGAUGUGUGUCCGCUGGGAUUCUACAUGCUGGAGGGCGACGGAGUAUUUGGAAUAGGAGGGUCGUGUCCGCUCUGUGCCGAAAACUGUAGCCAGUGCGUCAAUGGGACCUUCUGCACGGAGUGCAGGAACAGUACAUAUUUGACACCGUAUGGCUGGUGUGAUGUGGACUGUCCCGCCGGAUCAUACAAGCAAGGCAACUCGACCAUCGGCCAGACAUGCCCAUUGUGUCCCUCUAACUGCAACACGUGCGAGUCAGAAACAUACUGCACGGAGUGCAAGAGAUCUACGUAUUUGACAAGCACGCAUGAAUGCGAAACAAGCUGUCCCACAGGCUACUUUGCAAAGCGUGAAGGGAAAGUGGGAGGACAAUGCGAAAAGUGCCCCCAGCAGUGCCCAGAAUGCGUCAGCGCAGGCGUUUGCACCAAGUGCAGUGCACCCCACUUCCUCACACCGAAUGGGGAGUGCACAGAAAGGUGCCCGGAUGGCUAUUACCAGGCGCAAGGAGCUGAUGGUGGAAUCUGUCCCAUGUGUCCAGAGAAUUGCGCGAGCUGUGACAGCAGGGAGAAGUGUACGUCAUGCAGGCGUGGCACGUUUAUGACUGAGUAUCAUCAAUGCAGGUCAGAGUGCCCCGCAGGCUUCUACGGACUAUUCGGAACCUGCUAUACAUGUCCAGACACGUGCAACUUGUGCACGUCAGCCUUUGAGUGCACAGAGUGCAAGGAUGGCACGUACUUGACAGCAAGUGGCACCUGUGAGUACGAAUGCCCUGAUGGAUAUCACCAGCGCGGAGACAGUCCAAUUGGUAGGUUCUGUUCAAAGUGUCCCUGGACAUGCCUCACUUGCCUCAGUGAUGAUGAAUGCACGUCAUGCAAGAAUCAUUCCUGGCUCAGCCCUCACAAGAUGUGUGAUUUUACUUGCCCUGAUCAUUUCUACAAAGAGGGGGAUGCAGAAGAGGGCAAUGAAUGUCGGAUCUGCCCUGGUGAUGCCAGCAAGUGCAUUUCAGCGGAUUACAUGAGCGAGUGCAAGAAUGGGAAGUACUUGACAUCGGCUGCAAAGUGUGAAGACUCCUGCUCCAAGGGCUACUACCCUGCGGGUUUGGAGUCGGUUGGUCGAACGUGCUCAUCCUGCGCCGAUAACUGCAGUGCCUGUGACGAUGCUACCAUCUGCACAGAAUGCAGGAACGCCAAGUAUUUGACUCCAGCGAAGUGGUGUCAAGAUGAGUGCCCUGCCGGAUACUACCACAAUGGCACUGGGCCAGUUGGACGUGAAUGCCUUGCGUGUGAUGACCUGUGCAACUUGUGCACCUCUGCAGAUGUAUGCGUGGAGUGCAAGGAUAACUCUUUUCUCACUGCAUCUUCUCAGUGUCAAGAGACAUGCCCCAAUGGAUUCUGGGGAAAGCCUGGCAUUCAGGGCAUUGGAGGUGUCUGUGAAUCAUGCCCGUCCACGUGUUUCACUUGCCUCGGGCCCCUUCAGUGCACUGUUUGCAAGGAUCAGUUCUACCUACAGGACGGGCAGUGUUUGCCCACUUGUCCGGAGGGUCAUUAUCAUGUGGGCGACACGGAUGUGGGUCGAAUAUGCGAGCAUUGUCCAGCGCAGUGCAAGGGCUGCGUCAGUGAAGAUGUGUGUACAGAGUGUCAAGGCUCCCUUUUCUUGACCCCCUCAUCAACAUGCGAGUCUUCGUGCCCAGACGGGCACUACAAGAAUUAUGUGGGUAUCGUUGGCAGUACAUGCCCGGCAUGCGCCGAGAACUGUAGCUUGUGCACGAACGCGACUUUCUGUACGCAGUGCAGGAACAGUGCCUAUUUGACCCCAGACGGGACAUGCGAGUCAUCCUGCCCAGAUGGUUUCUAUGGAGAUGGAGAGGGUGAGGUUGGUCGGGUCUGCAAGCCUUGUGCAGCUCCUUGCAACAAGUGCCUGACUGAGACUCAUUGCACUCAGUGUCGUGAGUCCACGUAUCUCAAUCCAUUGACCACGUUUUGUGAUGCGACAUGCCCCACGGGCUUCUACAGCAGUGGGGUCUCAGAUAUUGGCCGCACAUGCGAGCCUUGUGCGCACCAUUGCGAGAAGUGCGAAUCCAGCGAAUGGUGUACGGAAUGCAAGAACUCCAAGUAUCUCGACGGCCACUCAUGCUUGGACUCCUGCCCGGAGGGUUCUUACAAGCAGGGCACGGCAGCUAUUGGAAACACCUGCCAGGCUUGCUCCAAGGACUGCAAGAGAUGCACGAGCCUGGAGCGGUGCGAUGAAUGUGCUAAUGCGACCUACCUCACGGCCAAUCAUCGUUGCGCUGAUGAGUGCUCCAAAG